Molecule: messenger RNA, 597 nt
Organism: Boleophthalmus pectinirostris (great blue-spotted mudskipper)
Lineage: Eukaryota; Metazoa; Chordata; Actinopteri; Gobiiformes; Gobiidae
Product: collagen alpha-1(XX) chain-like
Exons: 4
Coding region: 1-597 (198 amino acids)
Biological process (GO): nervous system development; heart development; cell-substrate junction assembly
Molecular function (GO): integrin binding; proteoglycan binding
Source: RefSeq, a predicted model, not a curated record
AUGUGUUACUGUUUAUACCCAAGAGUUUUUAAGUAUCACCUGUCUGUCACCUGUGUGGAGCCAGACCCCACCCCUCCUCUGGCCCCCCCCAGACCGGACCCAGGCCGAGAUCCUGGUCUAGACACGAGUUCAGACCAAAGCGCAGACCCCGGUCCAGACCCCGGUCCAGAUCCCGGUCCAGAUCCCGGUCCAGACCCGGACCUGCCGAGCCCCACGGACCUGCGCUUCUCCGAACUCGAGUCCCGGAGCGUCCGGCUGCACUGGACCCGCCCCCGACCUCACGCCAACGCCAACGUGCAGCAGUACAGAGUCGUGUAUCACAGCGCAGAGAGUCAGAACCCACAAGAGGUGGUGGUACCAGGCUCCUCCUCCUCCGUCCUCCUGCAGAACCUGUCGUCUCAGACUCUGUACCACGUCUCCAUUUUCCCCGUUUACGAGCGCGACGUGGGGCUGGCGCUGAGAGGAACCGUCACCACACCGUCCCUGCAGACUCCCUCGUCCCUCGUCGUUUCGUCCCUCGUCUUCAUCUCUGUCUCUGUGUCUUGCAGCGUCCCUGCAGACUCCCUCGUCCCUCGUCGUCUCGUCUUCGUCCUUUGA